Scophthalmus maximus (turbot) is the source of this 1433-nucleotide messenger RNA. It is a transcript of the gene hsd17b7, whose product is annotated as hydroxysteroid (17-beta) dehydrogenase 7. Gene Ontology annotation, biological process: cholesterol biosynthetic process. Gene Ontology annotation, cellular component: endoplasmic reticulum membrane. The transcript has 9 exons. Gene Ontology annotation, molecular function: 3-beta-hydroxysteroid 3-dehydrogenase (NADP+) activity; 5-alpha-androstane-3-beta,17-beta-diol dehydrogenase (NADP+) activity; estradiol 17-beta-dehydrogenase [NAD(P)+] activity. Bases 124 to 1128 code for a protein of 334 amino acids. The record is from RefSeq and is a predicted model, not a curated record. Lineage: Eukaryota; Metazoa; Chordata; Actinopteri; Pleuronectiformes; Scophthalmidae.
GUCACACCACGCGCAGACUCACGCACACGGGCAUCGGACGAUGGGCCGAGCCUCGAGCGUCGCCUUCAGUGUGAGGGACCGAGGGAGCUCACACUUGGUCCGGGAUUCUGUCCGGGGGGAAACAUGCAGAGAGUCGUGAUCGUAACCGGCGCGAACAGCGGCAUUGGCCUGGCGCUGUGCGAGAGGCUGCUGACUGAGGACGGCCAGCUGCGCCUGUGUCUGGCCUGCAGGAACAUGCAGCGGGCCGAGGCUGCCCGCUCCGCCCUGCUGGCCUCUCACACCGAUGCACACGUGGACCUGCUGCACCUUGACGUGGGCUCUGUGCAGUCGGUCCUCGCUGCGGCUGAGGAGGUCAAGGCCAGGUACAGCAGAAUUGACUUCCUGUAUCUGAAUGCAGGAAUCAUGCCCAAUCCACAAGUGGAUGUCAAAGCUUUUAUCAAGGGUCUGUUCUCUACGAAUGUCAUCAACAUGUUCGCAACAGCACAGGGUCUCUUAACGCAACAGGAUCGCGUCAACUCAGACGGACUGCAGGAAGUUUUUGCCACCAACGUCUUCGGUCAUUUUCUUCUGAUCAGGGAGCUGGAGCCUCUGCUGUGUCAGGCAGGACAAACCUCCAGGGUGGUGUGGACCUCUUCGAGUAACGCUCAGCGCUCUGCCUUCAGCAUCGAGGACUUGCAGCACGUUAGCGGGUCGGAGCCGUACAGCUCCUCCAAGUACGCUUCAGACCUGCUCAGCGUGGCUCUCAGCCGACACAAGAGUGACCAGGGGCUGUUCUCCUCAGUGAUCUGCCCUGGACUGGUGAUGACUAAUCUGACCUAUGCCAUCCUGCCCUCAUUCCUCUGGACCCUCAUCAUGCCCAUCAUGAAAUUUAUCAGAAUCUUCACUAACACGUUCACACUAACGCCGUUCAACGGAGCGGAGGCACUGCACUGGCUGUUUCUUCAAACGCCAGAGUCUCUGGAUCCAAGAGCAAAGUAUCACAGUUUGACGUCAGGCCUCGGAACAAACUACACUCAGCCUCGACCAAUGGACGUCGAUGACGAGAUGUCCGAGGCUCUCUAUUCAGAACUCCUUGAGCUCGAGAAAGUGGUUAGAAGGAAACUGAGUGAGAGAAAUGCUGAUGACUAAGCAUCAUCAACAGUACCUCAGUGACGCAGAGUGAGUCUUUCGUAAUUGAAACGUGCUCUUGUUGAUUUCAUUCUUGCUAUUUUUAGCCACUGGAAUGUGUAAUUGUAUUUUUACAUGUGAAUGAAACAGCCAUAUUCUACUUCAGUCAUGUUGGCUCCAGGAUUUUUUCUUAAAAAGCUACUUCUGGAUUCACUGCACUUGGUAACGACCAUCAUGUGAAGGUCAGUCACAUGACAGCGAGACAUUUAAGGCCAUUUUUCAUUUUCAGUGUGUAAAUAAAAUACAAAAUUGUUGUAAAAAUUCAA